UGCAAGGAAUGAUUUAAACUAUGAUGCAUUGUUGACAAAUAAGAUAUAUAUGUUAGCAACUUCACAAAUUAUUUAAAUAAAAAUCGCAUACUAAUUUCGAGGGUGUGAUUUUUUUUUAGAAAAUUCAGUGUCUUGAUCAGAGUAAUUGGAGUUACAAGAAAGAAUUUUUUUCUUAACAGAAUAUGUAGUUUUCCAAUUGCCUUUCUACACGUUUGAUAUUUUCUCAUUAGGUUACUUUGUACUGUGGUUCUAAAAUGGCUAACUUUUCUGAAAGAUCAUAUUCCUUCAAUACUAGUGGUAGCAGCUCUCCUCUACCAUCACCUGUUCCAACAUAUCGUGGAACAAACACUGCUGUAGCAAAACGAUCAAAAUUUUUACGUAGAUUGUUUUAUUUCAAACACAUGGACUUUGAGUUUGCCUUAUGGCAGAUGUUUAAUUUAUUUGUUGCACCCCAAAAAGUGUAUAGAAACUUCCAGUACAGAAAACAGACAAAAAAUCAGUUUGCUAGAGAUGAUCCAGCAUUUUUAGUUUUACUUGGUUUUUGGUUAAUUGUGUCGUCUAUAGGUUUUGCUGUUGUUUUGAAAUUGCAAUUUCUAAGCUUUUUAAAAUUUUUGCUAUGGGUUAUUUUCAUUGAUUGCAUUGCAGUUGGUGUUUUGAUUUGCACUUGCUUAUGGUUUAUUACUAAUAGAUAUUUAAGAAGACCUUCAUGUAAAGAUCAAGAUGUUGAAUGGGCAUAUGCUUUUGAUGUUCACCUUAAUGCAUUUUUUCCUCUGUUGAUUAUAUUACACAUAUUCCAGUUAUUUUUUUAUCACAUAUUAAUAAGUCAAGAUUGGUUCAUUUCAAGAUUUGUUGGCAAUACGUUUUGGCUUAUAGCUUUGGGCUAUUACUUGUACAUUACUUUUCUUGGGUAUAGUGCAUUACCCAUUUUAGAAAAUACUCAAGUGCUACUUUAUCCUCUCCUUGUGCUCUUUCUGAUGUACAUAAUAUUUUUAGCUAUUGGCUACAAUAUUUGCCUUCAUGUUAUGAAUUUCUAUGAAUAUCGUGUUGUGUGAUUAUAAUUUAUAGUUCCAAAAAAUGUGUAUAAUUCAUAAAUCAUAACAUUAAUCUGUAAAAUAUGGUUUUUAAUCAUAUUCUCAUUAUAUUUAUAGGUAAUAGAUCGUAUUCAGUAUAAAAAAUAAAUAAUAAUAAGAUGAUAUAUUGAUUCCAAAAUGAAUUCUCAGGCUUUUUGUGAAUUCUUUUGUACUAAUAUGUAUAUGUAUGGAAAAUCUUUUAGGAAAUGUUUAAUAAAAAGGUGAUUUAGCUGCUAAUUGAAGUUUCUACCGAACAAAUAGUGCAAUCUGUUUUGUUGUAUUUGUGAUAAUUUGUAACUGCAUUCUUUAAUCCUGAAGCACAAAUUUUAAAAUUGUGUUGAGAAUUCUUGCAGAUAAGUUCUAAUACAAUGAAUACACACCAAGUCUCCUACACUAUUGUAUUUCAAGAUGCUUUUGUAUGUAUGUAAUAUAUAAUAAAAUAUUUUUAUUUGUAAUAAAAAUUAUUUUC
Molecule: messenger RNA, 1539 nt
Organism: Argiope bruennichi
Lineage: Eukaryota; Metazoa; Arthropoda; Arachnida; Araneae; Araneidae
Gene: Unc50
Product: protein unc-50 homolog A-like
Exons: 9
Coding region: 255-1052 (265 amino acids)
Cellular component (GO): Golgi membrane
Source: RefSeq, a predicted model, not a curated record